AAUUAAGAGGAUGUGGCGCGAAAAUUCCACGAUGCGGCAAUUUAUCUUGCGUGCGCAUCGUCAAAUAAACGGGGUACUAAACGGUACCUCUUCCGUUUACUCGGGCAGGAUGAUGACAUAACCUCUCAGAUUCGAGCUGUCCGCUAACUGUGUCCCCAGCUGUGUCGCCCAUCAUCGCAUAUGAACCAGAUCGCCCGCGUGGAUUUUCGCGCGACCGCGUUCAGAAUUUGAGAAAAGAAACACUAACGGGGAAAACAUGGCGACGGAGGACGCGCAGGUACAGGACAAUGCGUUGAACGGCGUUGCCGAGGACGACGACGUCGUAACACCGUGGACGGUGGCGAGCGUCAACGAUACCGGGAUCGAUUAUGACAAGUUGAUUAAAAGAUUCGGGAGUUCUAGGAUAGAUGACGAACUAUUAGCUAGAUUUGAAAAAAUUACUGGCAAAAAACCACAUUGCUUUCUCAGAAGAGGCAUAUUCUUCUCCCAUAGAGACAUGCAUACUAUUCUGAAUCUUUACGAGCAAGGCAAAUUCUUUUACCUGUACACGGGCAGAGGACCGAGCUCUGACGCGAUGCAUUUGGGACAUCUCAUACCUUUUAUGUUCUGCAAAUGGUUACAAGACGUUUUUAAUGUACCGCUAAUCAUACAGUUGACGGAUGAUGAGAAAGCUAUAUGGAAGAACCUAAGUAUAGAAGAUGCUAUUAAGCUGGCUUACGCCAAUGCGAGGGACAUCAUCGCCUGCGGCUUUAAUCCCGAGAAAACUUUUAUCUUUUCCAACCUAGAACACAUAGGAAAUAAUUCAGCAUUUUACCAGAACAUGAUCAGGAUACAGAAAUGCGUGACGUUCAACCAAGUGAAGGGCAUUUUCGGUUUCGGUGACAGCGAUCCGAUCGCGAAGAUCGCGUUUCCGCCAACGCAAGCGACACCGGCGAUCUCCGGUUCAUUCCCCUUUAUCUUCAAGGACGCUAAAGUGCACUGUCUGAUACCAUGCGCGAUCGAUCAGGACCCGUACUUCCGCAUGGCGAGGGACGUGGCGCCCAGGCUGGGUUUCCCCAAACCAGCGUUGUUGCAUGCAACCUUCUUUCCAGCGUUACAGGGCUCGAAGACGAAAAUGUCGGCGAGCGACAAUAAUACAGCAAUAUUCCUCACAGAUACUGCCAAACAGAUCAAGAAUAAGAUCAAUAAACAUGCGUUCUCGGGUGGUCAAGCCACCGUGGAGGAGCACAGACAACUCGGCGGCAAUUGUGAGGUGGACAUAUCUUAUCAGUGGCUGCGAUUCUUCCUGGAAGACGACGAACGAUUGGAACAAAUUAGAAAAGGGUAUACCAGCGGGGAGAUUUUGACGGGCGAGCUAAAGAAGGAGCUGAUCGACGUUCUACAACGACUCGUCGCCGCGCAUCAAGAAGCGAAAAGUAGAGUAACAGACGAGAUGAUUAAACAGUACAUGAUUCCUAGAGACCUCGGUUUUGAAAAUAAAAUAACCGUUUAGCGAACACCGAAUUAUGCGAAACAUCGCUUCCUAGAUCCUCCUAUUUGCGUUGGAGACCAUUUAAAUCUAUUUAUUGCAAGACACGUCGCAACUAUAGCAUACGUUUUACGAUCUUUUUCAAGCACCGUCUUUUAUUGACAAAUUAAAUUAAUUUUUCUAUCGAUCUGCCUCGAUUAUUAACAGAAAUCUCGUAUCCUCCUGUUGAAAAAUCCAAAAAUUUUCAACCUUUCCCAGUCAUAGGAUAAACGUAAACGCUUUUCUCAGCAGCAUGGUGGGACUGCAACGUAAAACGCUAAAAAUACCUUUGACUUUGAUCAAACCUCGAUUAAUCAUAAACUUAACAGUGAUUAGUAUUCGUGUCUACCAGUAUAUAUAGAUUAAUUUUAAUUUCAAUUUAAUUUAUUUUUAUCUUCUAAGAAUUAUCUGUUGAACC
This is a messenger RNA of Cyphomyrmex costatus, 1925 nucleotides long. It is a transcript of the gene TrpRS, whose product is annotated as Tryptophanyl-tRNA synthetase. Bases 257 to 1492 code for a protein of 411 amino acids. NCBI's taxonomy places the organism in Eukaryota, Metazoa, Arthropoda, Insecta, Hymenoptera, Formicidae. Gene Ontology annotation, molecular function: tryptophan-tRNA ligase activity; ATP binding. Gene Ontology annotation, biological process: tryptophanyl-tRNA aminoacylation. The transcript has 3 exons. The record is from RefSeq and is a predicted model, not a curated record. Gene Ontology annotation, cellular component: cytoplasm.